Messenger RNA from Penicillium arizonense, 1347 nucleotides. RefSeq lists its product as uncharacterized. NCBI's taxonomy places the organism in Eukaryota, Fungi, Ascomycota, Eurotiomycetes, Eurotiales, Aspergillaceae. The transcript has 3 exons. Gene Ontology annotation, molecular function: phosphoric diester hydrolase activity. The record is from RefSeq and is a predicted model, not a curated record. Gene Ontology annotation, biological process: lipid metabolic process. The coding region runs from base 1 to 1347 and encodes 448 amino acids.
AUGCGGUGGUCGCUUCUCAUCGCGUGCCUGGCGGGCUUAACCGUGGCCCAGGACAGUUCCUCAACCACAGACACCACCAAUACCAUCACCGAUGUAUCCACGGUUGAGACAGUCACCACCCCUGUUCCUGUGCCCUCUGGGACCUACGAGGAUGUGAGCACAACAAUUACACUGGGUGAUUCGACAGUUAUCACCACCACCCACUCCAAUGCUACCAUGACUAGCGGAAACCAGACCGUGCUCUCAACGACUACCGACUCCAUCACUCUGUUGACUGGCGGGGGAGGUACAACUACUCUCGGCAAUAACAGCAUGAAUGCUACAGCUACCACGGCCACAAACACGGCUACCAAGACCCCCGUGGUCAACACCCGGCCUUGCAACGGCUACCCGGAGUUCUGCACCAAGAAGUACUCGAACAUCACCAUGGUGACUGCCCACAACAGCCCGUUCGUGCGCCAGAACAACGUCGCUGCCAACCAGGCGUUGGAUGUGACGUCGCAAUUGAAUGAUGGUAUUCGCAUGUUGCAAUUCCAAACCCACUACGAGAACGGCACCAUGUACCUCUGCCACACUACCUGCCAACUGCUUAAUUCGGGCACCCUCGAGGCCUACCUCACCCAGGUCAACAGCUGGAUGCGCAAGAACCCCUAUGAUGUGGUGACCUUCAUGAUCGGUAACUAUGACUACGUCUCCCCUGAGAACUUCACCACUCCGAUCUACAAUGCCGGUCUGAAGGACCUCAUCUACACUCCCACCAAGGUGCCCAUGGCUCUGAAUGACUGGCCCACUCUCUCGGACAUGAUCCUCAGGGGCAAGCGCGCCGUCUUCUUCAUGGACUACCAGGCCAACCAGACCGCACUUCCCUGGUUGAUGGAUGAGUUCUCCCAAAUGUGGGAGACGCCUUUCUCGCCCACGGACAAGAACUUCCCCUGCACAGCGCAGCGCCCUCCCGGUCUGUCCGAGCAGGACGCUAAGAACCGUUUGUAUAUGGCCAACCACAACCUCAACUUGCAGUUGAACCUUGGUGCGCUGAGUCUGUUGAUUCCCAACACUGCCGAGCUCAAUGUCACCAACGGUGUCUCCGGCGAAGGCAGUCUUGGCUGGAUGGCGGAGAACUGUACCAAGAAAUGGGACCGCCCCCCUAACUUCCUCUUGGUCGACUAUUACAACUACGGUACACCCAACGGCACAGUCUUCGAAGUCGCUGCCGAUAUGAACAACGUCACCUGGGACGGUAAAUGCUGCGGCAAGGCAUCUGCUGCGCCCCGCGGAGUCUCCGUCGCCAGUGUGUCGUCGUUGCUUCUGGUGGCAGUCGGGGUGCAGAUGAUCAUGUCUGUGUUCUAA